CCUCACGACACCGACAAACCGUCUGCAGCUGAUCCCCACGACCGCCUUCGCAAGGCGGGGCAUUUUCCAUUUUCCAUUCCUCCUCGCCGAAGACGACGCGGGACACUGACGCCUCGUCACCGCCAAAAUGGCUUCCCUCAGGACUCUGUUCCUGGCGGUGCACGCCUCCAACAGCAUAAUAAGGGCGUUGUUUCUGCCACUAUGCUACCUCACACUCUUCAGUCCCUUUACACUUGCCAUCGCCUGGUACUUUGGCUUCUUGCACACGCUCGAAUCACUCAUACCUGAAGACUUUUCCUGGUUCGAUCUUCUGCCGCAAUUUGCAAUCUCAGCCGUUUUCGUCCUGCUGCCAACAAGGUUUUUUUCGGCUCCAAGUAAAACAGUCACGAGCAAAGAUGGGAAGAGACGGGUACAACCGCUGCCAUACUGGAUCCCAGGGUUCAGGAACUUCUGGAGUAUUGCGUUCGGUGGUGAGGAGUGGUUAAGGGGAGUCAGAGAGACUUCCACAACAAGUCUGAUUGCGUACAAGGCAGUAGGAUCCAAGCACAAUAUCCUGCUAUCAGACUCUCUGCUCAGCCAAAUGUACAAGAACUGGAAGAACCUGGAGGCGCCCGACAACAACCUACCUGCUAUCCUUCAAAAUGCAUUCAAGAUGCCAUCGGAAAUGAAGAGCCACUAUCUCGAACUCAUACCGGAAAUCACCAAGGUCGUUGAAACGGACAUAUACGGCGGUUCGACUAAGGAGACUCUUGUCCAAACAUCGCUGCGCAUCAUAUCUGAGUCUCUUCCGGACUUCAUCACUUUCAACACAUCCAUUGUCGACCAGAUGCAAUGGGAACGCGUCUCGAACUUGGAACUCACAGAUGGUACAUCAGAGGUCGAGUGCGAUUUGUUUACGCUUAUCAACGAGUUCUGUUGCAACGCCAUUCUACCACCAAUCGUCGGCACUCAGUUCACCGAAUCCUAUCAACUGCUUCCUACCGACUUGGCUUCUUUGAACGAACGGUUUUGGGCGCUUGCUCUCGGACUGCCGCGGUUGUCACCUAUAAAGGGCUUGCCGACGUCGGCUCUGGCUCAAAAGCGAUUGAUACGAAAUUUUGCAAAGCACUUUGGAGACUUGACGAAUCCACCGGUGAAGAGGGUACCGGCUGAUGAUGAGAGUGUGAGCGGCGAUGAAGACACAGAUGCCGAUACAGUUACGCCUUUGAUGAAACUGAAUGAACUGUUCUCCAAGCAUGAGCUACCAAUGGAACUGAGAGCCUCAAUCGCCCUCCACCUUGUACAUGAUGUUGUUUCCGAAGUCGUGCCGCUUGUAUUUUGGACGCUGUUGCAUAUAUACUCAUCAACUGCACAAGAGUCGCCGCUUCAGAAGGUCAAGGAAGAAACCAAGACGUGGGCUCAGGCUUAUCAACCACCGUCAAUACAUCCGUCGUUCCCGGCACCACCAGAGAUACGCUUUGGGCCAGCCACUGCGGUUCUCACAGCGACAUUCCUACCUUACCUUCGCUCAUGUGUCAACGAGGCUCGACGUUUGUAUAGCUGCUCCGCCAGCACAUACAAGAUAAAGCAUCCGAUAACCUUGGCUGAGGAAGACAUCACACGGCCUGGAAAAGAAGAGCAAUGGGUCUUGGAAGCAGGAUCGUACAUUGACAUUGGCCUGUCUCAAGCUAUGAUCAAUUCCUCGGCGGCAUCGCAUCCCGCUCCAGACACAUACAAAGCCGACCGCUUCACGACCACACGGGUACCAUCGUCCGUCGUGGCGCCAAACGAUGUUUCAGAAUCGUACAAGACGGCACUUCUCAUACCUCUUAUUGCAGGCAUCACGCAGCUAUGGGAAAUCACGCCGGCACCCCAGAAAACCUUCCUGGAGCAGAUGCAAGAAGCAGGGAAUGAAGCGUCAAUUGGCGCCGCAGCGCUGACCGGCGAGGAAAAAGCCGCCAGGCAAGAAGCCAACCGGGCGCGAGACAAUGCGAAGAGAAAAGACGCGAAAUGGGCACUCCCAACACCCAUGGACGCAGCAAGCAUCAAGGUCCCAAGACAAGAUGUCCGUGUAAGGAUCCGUAGACGGGAGGGCUUACCUAAAACCACGGUAGUUGGGCGAAUUGGCUAG
This is a messenger RNA of Exserohilum turcica Et28A, 2110 nucleotides long. RefSeq lists its product as uncharacterized. The transcript is spliced from 2 exons. The coding region runs from base 128 to 2110 and encodes 660 amino acids. The record is from RefSeq and is a predicted model, not a curated record. Gene Ontology annotation, molecular function: oxidoreductase activity, acting on paired donors, with incorporation or reduction of molecular oxygen; monooxygenase activity; iron ion binding. Lineage: Eukaryota; Fungi; Ascomycota; Dothideomycetes; Pleosporales; Pleosporaceae.